AUGUUGACUUUUAGACGAGGCAUGGCCACUACGGCUAAGAAAGCAGCAGAUGGUGCAAUUUUAUCAUCCAUUGUUCUUUCUAGAAAUCCAAUUGUCACUCCGGAUUUGACUGAAAUGGAGAGCAAUUACUAUAAGUACCAGUCUGGAUUGGAAAGACGUCUGAUGUGGACUUUCCCGGAUUAUUUCUAUUUUAAGAAAGGUACUUUAUCUCAAAAUAAGUUCGCAAAUUUACAGAAAGGUCCAAUCUCAAAAUUACCUGGUGUUUGGUUUCCAAAGGGUCUUCCAGAUAUCAAGCAAAGUAGAGAAAGAAGCCAAAAACAAAAUGUUCUUCUUCCUAAAGGCGCUUCGAAUGAAGGACCCUCGAAAGAAGAAGAUUUAUCUAGACCAGUUGUACCAAAUUCAAGAAUUACAGAAGCUGAUAAAAAGGGCGAUAUCUCAAGUAUAGAAAGAAAAUUGAGUAGAACAUUAUAUUUAUUAGUUAAAAAUAAGGGAGGAAAAUGGACAUUCCCUAAAUUUGAAGUCUCUGACAAUAGUGGUUUACAUAUUAGAGUAGAAACUGGCUUGAGAGAAAUAGGUGGUGAGGAAAUUAAUACUUGGACUGUCUCAAGAACCCCAGCAGCCGUGAUGAAUCAUAAGAACGGUUCUAAUGAAUUCUUUAUCAAAUCUCAUAUUUUGGGUGGUAAGUUCGAAUUACAAGAUCCAAGUAAAACACUAGUGACGGACUUUGCAUGGUUAACUAAAGAAGAAAUAAAAGAUCUUGUAGAUAAAAGCUAUUAUAAAGGAACAGAGUUUAUGCUUUCCGAGAUUUAG
This is a messenger RNA of Vanderwaltozyma polyspora DSM 70294, 810 nucleotides long. It is a transcript of the gene MRPL17, whose product is annotated as mitochondrial 54S ribosomal protein mL46. Gene Ontology annotation, cellular component: mitochondrial large ribosomal subunit. Gene Ontology annotation, molecular function: structural constituent of ribosome. The transcript has a single exon. The record is from RefSeq and is a predicted model, not a curated record. NCBI's taxonomy places the organism in Eukaryota, Fungi, Ascomycota, Saccharomycetes, Saccharomycetales, Saccharomycetaceae. Bases 1 to 810 code for a protein of 269 amino acids.